AUGACUAGCCAGAAGGACUCGUUCAAAGUCAUAGUUAUCGGGGGAGGCCCGGUGGGACUCACAGCUGCUCACGCUCUCCACCUGGCUGGCAUUGACUUCGUAGUCCUUGAGCGAAGACCUGCCAUUGUGGAAGAUCAAGGCGCAAGUCUCAUUGUCCAUCCCCACACCUUACGGGUUCUGGAUCAGAUUGGGGUCCUAGAGGACUUGCUACCUCGAGGUGCCGAGCUGCGUCAUCAUCUGUCGUUCACUGCCGAAGGGCACGUAUUCAAGGAGGGUACCCAGUAUACCAAAAUACGCGAGAAUCAUGGUCAUGGACCGGUUGCCUUCCAUCGAGCUGAAGUGGUUGCGGCUACGUACAACUGUCUCCCACCUGCUGCGAAAGAGAAGGUCUUAACAGACAAGAAGCUAGUCGCCAUUGAGAUGAAGCCGGACGGAGUCAUAGUGACCUGUGAGGACGGCAGCACGUUUGAGGGGUCAAUCGUGAUCGGUGCCGACGGCGUCUACAGUAAGACUCGCCAGUUGAUGCGCAAGCAAGCCCUCCAGACAAAUCCCACACAGUCCUGGGACCCUGAGCAGCCUUACACGUCAACUUAUCAGCUUCUAUACGGCUCCUUCCCGUCACCAUCUCCGUCAGGCUUCGGGUAUGAUAUCCAGUCAAAGGACAAAGCUAUCAUGUACUUUAGCAGUCCGGACCGGGCAUGGUUCUUCUUAUAUAAGAGACUACCAAAACCCACACGAGAGCGCAUGGAUUAUACCGACAAAGACGUUGAGGCAGUUGCCCAGGAGUUCAUGGAUUUCCCCCUAACAAGAAGCGUGAAGGUGAAGGAUGUCUGGCCACGAAUGCAAGGUGCGGGUCUGACGAAUCUGGGCGAGGGAAUCGUGCAACAUUGGAGCCUGGGAAGGACUGUGCUCGUGGGUGAUGCAUGCCAUAAGAUGACCACGCAUCUAGGACUUGGAUACAACAACGGUAUUCAAGAUAUAGUGAUACUCUGCAACAUGCUUCGGAAGGUCGUCAACGCAGCACCUAAUGGGAACCCAAGCGCUCAUGUCCUCACUGAGACUUUUGAAAAGUACCAAGCGGUUCGAAUGGGGCCCGAAUGUUCGCUCAAGGGUGAUGUUUGGAAAUCUGGGUUUGAGACCCGAAUGCACGCUUGGCACAAUCGGUGGUACUAUCUUCUCUCCCGAUAUCUCGCUAUUCCUCCCUGGACGGAGGGCCUGGUCAUGCGGUACAUUAUGGGGCCUGAGUUCCGCAAGGGCCAGGUUUUGGAUUAUGUUUCAAAGGAAGAGCAGAUGAAAGGUGCGAUCAGCUGGUUGUAUCCAAUGAAGCUGUAG
This is a messenger RNA of Penicillium paradoxum, 1332 nucleotides long. Its product is annotated as FAD-dependent oxidoreductase. The record is from RefSeq and is a predicted model, not a curated record. The transcript has 2 exons. NCBI's taxonomy places the organism in Eukaryota, Fungi, Ascomycota, Eurotiomycetes, Eurotiales, Aspergillaceae. Gene Ontology annotation, molecular function: FAD binding. Bases 1 to 1332 code for a protein of 443 amino acids.